Penicillium waksmanii is the source of this 3405-nucleotide messenger RNA. RefSeq lists its product as uncharacterized. NCBI's taxonomy places the organism in Eukaryota, Fungi, Ascomycota, Eurotiomycetes, Eurotiales, Aspergillaceae. The record is from RefSeq and is a predicted model, not a curated record. Gene Ontology annotation, molecular function: protein binding. The transcript is spliced from 7 exons. The coding region runs from base 1 to 3405 and encodes 1134 amino acids.
AUGGCAGUCCAAAGAUCCCUCUGCGAAGAUGCCGUCUGCGAGAAAUCUUGCUGGCAGGAAGCAUUGGAGAAGUUACAGACAGAAAACCCCGACAUUCACCAACAGCUAGAACGGAUAUUAGCGACGCAGAAACAACCUCUCUCUCGGUCAAAUAUGUCGAGCCAGAUAGCCAAGUCCAUCCAAGCCAAUCAAAGUCGACUAGAAGAACGAAGUCUACCAGGUCGCUGGCGAAAUCGAGACGAAGGCGGAAAGGCCAAAGUGCGAAAGGCCAUGGACAGGAUUCUCAAAGCCGUGGUUGUUUUCCGCGAUAUGGGGAAGGUCUUGGUGGAGAUUGAACCUUCGCAUGUUGGGGUUGCUUGGUCGGGUGUGAAUUUGGUUCUACAGAUCGUUUUGGGAGGACCCGAGCAAAAUGCUGCUGCAAUUGAGGGGCUCGCUCAAAUCUCACUUAUUAUCACGCGCUAUGCGAGAGUUGAGGAAAUCUAUAUCGAACAGAGACAGCAGAAUCAAAGCACAACUCUCAGCAAGGACUUUAGGACACAAGUCGUUGACCUUUAUGCCAAAAUAUUGGCGUAUCAGGUUGCGAUUAUCUCCCAUUGUCAAAGACAGACUAUAAACAAGAUUGUUCAACAUCGUGAACUCAAGCAGAUUCUAGAGGAACAGGAUCAACAGAUGGAUAAUGUAUCAACUCAGUUAAGCCAGCUUUACGAACAGAAUCAAGUUCUCAUCAGCCAGGCUCAGCUGAGUGAGAAUAGGACAAUUCUGAACUGGAUCUCCCCCUCAUCCCCAAAUGAUGACCAUACACGUAUUCUAGAACACGGCAAGCUGAACAGCGAGUAUGCGGGCUCGGGUAGAUGGCUAUUUUCUUGCCCGGAGUUUCAGUCUUGGAGUAGUGUUGAGAACGAAAAUGUUUCAACGCUAUGGUUGCGCGGUCCUGUCGGCACAGGCAAGAGCUCUCUUGUCUGUCUCGCCAUAGAAAAGUUUCUCAAAGGCCCGAUACUGGAAACUAGCCUUAUCGCAUACUUCUACUGCUCGAAAAAGCAAGGCAUGGGAGACGCGAAUAGUCCAAAGGCUGUACUGCAAAGUCUCCUUCGACAGUUAGCCUGGUCAACAAGCGACCUCUCGAUUUCACCGCUUAUCAAAGCUAAAUACAUGACAGCACAGCAAAAUCCGGCUGCUGGAACAAGUGGACUAUUGGUAGAUGACUGUCUUCAUUUAUUGAAUCAGCUGAUCGCAGGUUAUCAGCAAGUCACAAUCGUCAUCGAUGCCCUGGAUGAAUGUUCGGACUUUUUUGAACUCUUGUCGCAUCUGGUGGAUAUAUCUUCCGCAUGCGAGGGGAAAGUUCGAUUUCUUCUUUCAAGCCGAAUGAAUGUCCCCGUACACCAGUUCUUUUCAGAAAGCGCCACAAUCGAGGUCGGGCAGGAUGGCAAGGAAGAUGUUGAUUUCUUCAUUGCAACAGAGAUGGAACGGAAUCUGCGGCGUCUUACACAGUGCAAUGCACUUGAUCUUAAAGAUAAGAUGACCAGAGUAUUGAGCCAUCGAGCUCAAGGAAUGUUCCGAUGGGUGGAGUUGCAACUGAAUUUAUUUUUCAAUACAAAAUCUCCUAUCAAGCGACGGGAUGCUUUCAAGAGGAAAUUGGACAAACUUGAUGAGCAAGGUGGUGUUCCGGUGCUGGCAGAUGUUUAUGAUGACAUCUACGACAUCAACACCCCAGAGCCUGAAGAUCGCCAAGUUGCAGAGCGAGCACUAAAAUGGGUGAUGUGUUGUGAGAGACCACUGAACAUUGACAUGAUGGUCAAGGCGGUCUCUUACUAUGACUGCGAGGGGAAUGUCGAUGAACAGGUUACUGUUGAUUAUAUCCUUGACAUCUGCAGCAACUUCAUCAUAGUGGACCACAACCACAUGGUUCAAUUCGCGCACUUGUCCGUUCGAGAGUACCUGAUGAACGACACUAAGCUGAAUUAUACCAACAUCGAUGCGAAUAUACAGGUGGCGAAGACCACUCUCGUGUAUCUGACUGCAUGCAGUACUGAUAGUACUGGUCCUUCCAGCAACGCUAAAACCGGCAAAAGGGACGAUUUGCUUGAAUAUGCAAUAUUAUACUGGCCGCAUCAUUGCAGCUGGCUGCUAUUGCAAGAGGAAAAGGAUGCUUCGCUCCAUAAGCUUCUCAGCGAGUUCCUAGCAGCUAAUCCGCCCAGCGAUGGCUUUCUGCUGUGCUUGGAUACUUGGCCAGAGUUACUACCGGAGAUUGAAAAUUGGGAGGAGCGACGUAAACUCGAAUUCAGAAUGGUGGCCAGCCUCAGUCCUUCAAAGUCCCCAGUUUUUACAGCAUGCCGUUGGGGCUUCCAGGAAGCCGUACAAGGGGUCAUAUCCAGCGGAUUUGAUUUGAGUGAGCGAAAUAACGCGGGCAACACAGCGCUUUCUGUAGCGGCGCAAGCUGAUCGGAUGGAAGUCAUGAAAUUACUCCUUGAAAAUGGCGCCGAUCCUAAUACAACGGGAGAAGUUGACGGAGUUACCCCGCUACAUCUUGUUUACUAUGACAUCGACAAGGUCAAGCUUCUGGCCGAGCACGGAGCGGACAUCACGAGGGCUGUUAAGGGAUCUAUCAACAGUGGAUGGAUGCUUUUGCACUUCUCGGCAUGCCAUAACGUGAAGGAAGGGGUCGAAUUUGCUUUGGACCAUGGAACAGAUGUCAAUGAACAAACCAGCACGGGUCUGACAGCUUUACAUCUUACUUCAACACAUGCUACAGAUAAGACGAUUGAGAUCUUCAAAAUGCUUCUGGACCGUGGUGCUGAUCCGGAGAUUCGAUCCGAAGAUGGACAAACGGUUUUGGAAAGAGCAGCCAUACAUGGAAGCAAUGAGAUCAUUCGUCUCAUACUCAAGCAUCAGGGUAAAGAGAACGAGGCUGAGAGGUGGUUUCGACAAGCGGCAUUCCACGAUGCUGUCUGUCAAGGAGACGAAGAUGCUGUCCAACGGUUGAUUGAAGAAGGCGUUAACUUCAAGGUGAAAGCGAACCGCGGAGAGCUUCCAAUUCACUGGGCUAUAAAAAAUGGUAACGCAGGUGUCGCAUUAGUACUCUUGCGCGAAGGAGGUGCGGAUAUUGAUGCCAGAGAUAAAUUUGGGGAAACGCCACUUGCUAUGGCCUGCAUGAAUUCUGAUCAGGAAAUGAUGCAUUUUCUUCUUGAUCAGGGGGCUGAGAUAGAUUUCAUACUGGGGGAAGGGGAUGCCGAACGUACUCUGCUCUCCAGGGUGGUUACUCGCGGCGAGGUACUGUUGGUAGACCUACUACUGAAGCGAGGGGCCGAUCCACGAAAAGUCGACCUUGAUUCUUUGGAGCGAGAAGGGUUUGUCAAAGUGGACGACUUUGACGCUUGUGUGAAGAUGGUUCGUUCUCAUUUAGUCUAA